Molecule: messenger RNA, 1123 nt
Organism: Panicum virgatum (switchgrass)
Lineage: Eukaryota; Viridiplantae; Streptophyta; Magnoliopsida; Poales; Poaceae
Exons: 4
Coding region: 103-987 (294 amino acids)
Biological process (GO): mitotic sister chromatid cohesion
Cellular component (GO): cytoplasm; NatA complex
Molecular function (GO): N-acetyltransferase activity
Source: RefSeq, a predicted model, not a curated record
GGAAUGGAAUCACUAAUUCCGGUUUGGCUCUGAAUCACUAAUCACCCAGCCGUCUCGCACGGUCCACACGCUCCCAAGCCGACGGCUCCCCUCCGAGAAUCCAUGGCCGCCCUCCGCGCGUCCCCGCUCUUCCUCCCCCAGCCUCUCUCGCCGUCGGCGUCCUCCCGGUCCCGUCGUUGCGCCGCCUGCCGCUGUGUAGCCGCCACCGCGGCCAGGCCGGGCCCCGCUUCCUACAGGACCGGCGUCCAUGGAGGCAGCGGCGGCGGCAAGAAGAGGCUUCUUGCGAGCCGGAGGAGGCCGGGAUGUUGCCUGCCCGCGACGGAGGAAGGCGUUGCUGCGGCGGCCGCUGCUAGCGAGGAGGAGGAGGAGGACGGGUACCUGGCGCGGGAGGCCGGGUGGGGCGUGCGGCGGAUGGGGCGGGUCGGGGAGGAGAUGCGGCGGGUGGCGCAGGUCCAGGCCGAGGCCUUCCACGUCCCCGUCGCGCUCUUCAACGACUUCUUCUUCGACUUCUUCAAAGCUGAGGUGCUGUCAGCGCUCAUCUACAGAGUGAGGAACUCGCCGCCGGACAGAUAUGCUUGUUUGGUGGCUGAAGAAGCUGAGCCAGCCUCCCAGCUGUCACAGGCACCAUAUGAGAGGAUUAUCGGUGUUGUGGAUUGCACCGUGCAGGAUGAAGAUGGCAUCCUUAAGCACCUCCAAGGAGCUGAUGAGUACCUCUACGUGUCAGGAAUCGCAGUGCUACCGUCAUUCAGGAGGAGGAAGGUAGGGACAGCACUGCUGAAGGCCUGUGAGGCACUAGGGCUCCAAUGGAGGCAUAGAUUCAUGGUUCUGAGGGCAUAUGAGGAUGACGAUGGCACGCGAGGCCUCUACGCCAAAGAAGGGUACAGGGUUGUGUCAAGGGAUCCUGACUGGGUCACCUGGGUUGGGAGGAGAAGGCGUGUUCUGAUGAUAAAAGAGUUGCCAGUUCACGAUGACAUGAUACAGCAGUAAUGAAAGAAUUGGGAUGCAUUGCUUCUUGUGUGUACGAGUAGCACCAUGUACAUGUCUUUUUGGACUUUUGGAGUAUACAAGAGAGCUGCCCAUCCUUCUUUCCAUCAGCAGAAGAACAAAGUAUGAUACAAACAAA